UGGAAGAGUUUUAUAGGAAUAAAUUGAUUAUGGUAACCGGUUGCACCGGUUUCUUGGGCUCGGUGCUUGUCGAAAAACUUUUGCGAAGUUUUCCCGAUAUAUCGAAACUCUACCUAUUGGCUAGGAAGAAGGGAACGAUGAAUCUCAAUGAGAGGAGCAAAGAAUACUUCGAAGAUCCAAUUUUUGAGCGAAUGAUUUCUAUGAAUCCCGAUUACUAUGAAAGAGUCCAUUGGAUCGAAGGAGACUUAACCAUGCCUCGUCUGAACUUGUCCAACAACGACAUACAAGUAAUCAAAACUGUGGAUAUUGUUAUACAUAUUGGUGCUUCGAUAAAGAUGCAGAAUCCGCUUCACGAGAUGAUCAAGAAUAAUUUGUUAGGAACGGCAGAGCUGUUGAAGAUCUGUUUAGAAAACACAAAAAUAAAAUGUUUCAUGUACGUUUCAUCUGCUUUUUCCUACGCGAGGAGAUCUUGUUCUCACAUCGAGGAGAAGAUAUACGAACCAAUAUUAAAACCGGAAACGUUGAUGGAAGUAUCUAACGCUUUAACCAAUGAAGAACUGGAUGAAAUUGAAAACACGUUAAUGCAAGAUUGGCCCAAUUCGUAUACGUUUUCAAAAAAUGUGACCGAGUACCAUUGCGACCAGUUUAAAGAUCAAAUAAGCAUCGGAAUUUUCAGACCUGGAAUUAUAACUUCCAGUCUCUCCGAGCCGUAUCCAUCCUGGGUAAAAAGCAAAGCUGGUUUAGUAGGUGUCAUCAUGUUGUUGGCAUCAAAGACAUUACCAAGUUAUUACAUUGCAACCACUUCGAUGUCCCACGCCGUACCUGUCGACAUGACAGCCAACGCUCUAAUUACAUGUACCUUCGAUGUCGUCAAGAACAAAUCGAAGGACACCAAAAUCUACAACUAUACUUCCAACAACAACCCUAUUACCUACCACGAUGUCUGGAUGCAUGCAUCAAAAAACAAACUUUCUUCAGUUAUUACUGACAACUAUUAUUGGAAUGCGAUCAAAAUUUUCAUUUUCAUGUACAUCCCAUUUCUGUUCAUGGAUAUUUUCCGAUUGUUCACGCUACAAAAAACAAAGUAUCUACAAGUAUAUGAGAAAAUCAAUCAAUUCGUAAAUGCAGUUAGCUACUUUUCCGAAAAACCUUUGAUUGUAGACAACAAUAAUUUGGAAAAUAUUUGGGAUUCGCUCAGCCAACAUGAUCAAGACUUGGUUCCGUUUAAUUUGAGGGUCAUCGAUUGGAAGGAUUGUUUCUAUAACGUGCCCUAUGGCAUUGAGAAAUAUUUGGGUAUUAAGAUGAAAUUUUAAUAUAUUUUUUUAAUAAUUUGU
Molecule: messenger RNA, 1334 nt
Organism: Nicrophorus vespilloides
Lineage: Eukaryota; Metazoa; Arthropoda; Insecta; Coleoptera; Silphidae
Product: fatty acyl-CoA reductase 1-like
Exons: 6
Coding region: 30-1313 (427 amino acids)
Biological process (GO): long-chain fatty-acyl-CoA metabolic process
Cellular component (GO): peroxisome
Molecular function (GO): alcohol-forming very long-chain fatty acyl-CoA reductase (NADP+) activity
Source: RefSeq, a predicted model, not a curated record